This is a messenger RNA of Ictalurus furcatus (blue catfish), 3612 nucleotides long. RefSeq lists its product as uncharacterized. Bases 363 to 1454 code for a protein of 363 amino acids. The transcript has 11 exons. NCBI's taxonomy places the organism in Eukaryota, Metazoa, Chordata, Actinopteri, Siluriformes, Ictaluridae. Gene Ontology annotation, molecular function: arsenite methyltransferase activity. Gene Ontology annotation, biological process: arsonoacetate metabolic process; toxin metabolic process. The record is from RefSeq and is a predicted model, not a curated record. Gene Ontology annotation, cellular component: cytosol.
GGUUUUUUGAUAACAUGGCGCCACCAUGUGUUAGACAGAGGUAUUGCAGUACAGUGAACGUGAAACGUUUUAUAGCACAACGUGAUCCUUGAUCCCAAACAACUUCCAGCUCCCUACAUAAGUGCACUAAACAGCCUAUAACUAGUGAAUCAUAUUAGAUACACCCUGUGCAGUGGACUACAUAUUGACCCAGUAAAACAGUUGAGGAGUAGGAGCUACAAUAUCGCAUACUGAACAGUAAACAGUAGGCUGUAGUGAUUAUUACAGAGAGAGCAGAGCAGCAGUGAAACUCCAACUCUGUCUCUUCUUACUGCAGGUUGUUGUACAGCUACACUUAGUGCUGAGUCAGCGCUGCUAUCAACAUGGCGGCUCUGAUACAUGAGAGUGUGAAGAGUUAUUACAGCUCUCUGGAGUCGUCGGAUGCUUUGCAGACGAGUGCUGCUUGUUCUGCUUUCUCCCGGCCGCUGUCUCGGAGCGUACAACAAGCCCUCAAACACAUCCAUCCAGAGGUCUGCAAAAGGUUCUUCGGCUGUGGUCUGGUGGCUCCGGAGAAGCUGAAAGGAUGUUGGGUUCUGGAUUUGGGAAGCGGUUCGGGUCGGGACUGCUACGUCCUCAGCAAACUGGUGGGAGAAGAUGGACGUGUCACUGGCAUUGACAUGACUGAGGAUCUGAUACAAGCAUCAAGGAAGUACAUCGGAUACCACCAGGAGCGUUUUGGCUAUGCCAAGCCGAACACUGAGUUUGUUCAUGGAUAUAUGGAGAAGCUCAGUGAUGCCGGGAUACAGGACAACUCUCUGGACGUAGUCAUAUCGAACUGUGUGAUUUGUCUUUGUCCAGACAAGAGGGCCGUUCUAAGUGAAGCUUACAAAGUACUCAAGGUCGGGGGUGAACUUUACUUCAGUGAUAUGUAUGCGAGCGAGGUGGUCCCCGACUCGUUCAAACUGGAUCCAGUGCUUUGGGGUGAAGGAAUGGGCGGCGCCCUCUACUGGCAUGAUUUCAUCUCCAUCAUGAAGGAACUGGGCUUCAGCACGCCUCGUCUGGUCGCAGCUAGUCGUAUUGAAGUACACAACCCAGAGCUCCGAACGAAAGCAGGUGAUAUUAAAUAUGCCUCAGGGACCUACCGUGCCUUUAAAUUGCCCCAACAGUCCAUUCAAAGCAAAGCACUGGUCACGUACAAGGGGACGGUUCCGGACUGUGCCGAGUAUUUUGAGCUCGACGCCUCGAGCUCCUUUAAGGUAAAUGUGCCCGUAGAGGUGGAUGCAGAGACGGCAGCUAUCCUCCGGCACACACGUUUCACGCCAGACUUCAUCGUCCAGACGAAAGACGAGCCUGAUCCUAGCCUCGUUUCCGCUCGGCAGUACUGCCACCUGAGCCCGUUCCUGCUGGCAGACAGACUGGGAUCCUGUGUGAAGCAGUGCUCUAAGACGGGCGUCGCGGCCGGAAGCCGUGAGUAAUGAGGGAAAGCGCAUCGUGUUUGUUCACAGUGGGAUUAAAGGCUCUACAUCGAACAGAAACACAUUGGAUUCCAAAGUACAAAACUGAAGCCUUUGUAUGUUUUCUUUGUUUUGUUUUGUUUUGUUUUGUUUUUUCGUUGUGAUAUUUGACUGCAAAUGAUUUUUGUAUAUUAGAAUGAUGUCGCGAUAGGAAAAGUGGUUAAUGUUAAUACUCAGUAAUGGUCUAGAAUAGUACAUAAGUAUUUGAGAUACGACACCGGUUUAUUCAGUUGAAGUAGAUGGAUGGGGAUAUGUGUCCGUUUUUGUCGAAUUCCUAUGUGAAUCAUGAGCAUAGGGAUAGUGGAAAAAAAACCCCAAACAAAACAAAAACAGCAUGCGCAUGCUUCAUUUAAAUGUGGCUUUGAUUGAAUGCGAUGCCCAGUAACUUUCAAAAUAUAUAUACAUUUAAAUAUGUAUAAUAACUUUCAAUAUAUGAAAAUAUAUAAAUGAAACAAAGGUGAUUGACUCCAUUUGUAAAUCAAAGGACAGCACGUGGGGUCGUGACCCUAGUUUGGGAAUCCCUGAUCUAAUAGGAGUGUAGUAUAUGGCUAAUAUGUUGCUGCGUGAAUAAUCCUUGUUGUAAUUAUUGCAUUAAUAUUCAUCGCUGUAAAUUGGGUCCAAGUUAACGAAAUUCAAGUAAAAAAAAACAUUAUUCAGCAAGUGCUGUUGUUAUUCAAAUAGCACUUGAUCCAGUACAAUGUUGUUGUUGUUGUUGUUGUUGUUUAAAAGCAGGUUUUUUAAUAAAAGGAGCAGGAUGUGAAAUUCUGUAUGGCGCAGUGCUCAAAGAAAAACAGUCCACGUGUGGUUAUUAAACAUGUUAUGGUAUUCUUGAAUUGUUAAAUGAUCUUACACUGUAAAAAAAACAAAACAAAUAAACAACAACAACAAAGUCACUGUAAAUUUUACACUACGUUGUCAGUAAAGUUCAAUUCUGGAUUUACAAGGAUUGACAGUAAACAAAAAUAAAACAUAUUAAAAGUGAAGUACAGGACACGACUGAGCUGAAGUUUAAGGGUCUCCUGCAACAAUUGUAAGUUUUUCUUUUUCUUCUUCUUUUUAAUUUAUUUUUUUUUAAAUCAUCAGCUGAAUGAGCAAAUGUACUGGAUUGUGUGUUAUUUUAUACCGCGUAAGAGAUUACAGUACUUUAAAUAUGUUCCGUAGUUGUUUACUGUACAUUUUUACAGAACUUUACUGUAAAAAUUUACAGCCAGAUUUUUUUUUUUACACCAUACAGCUUUACACACGGUCUUUACAUAGACUAUUAUUUCAUGUAUAAUUCCCUGUUUAUAUAUUUAAUCGCACAAAUGCAGUUCCAUAAUUAUUUAAUAUAAUAAUAAUAAUAAUAAUAAUAAUAAUAAUUGUUAUUAAUAUUAUUUAUUGUCUCUAGAUGGCACUAAAGUUCUGUAAUUGGAAAGCUAUUUCUUCCAUCUGUUAGAGUAUUAUGAUGAACUCUAGAGCCUUAUAUCCUGAAGUGUGCAGUCAAGUAUAAAGAAAAUGAAUGAAAAAGGUGAUUUAAGUCACUCCACUCGAUCACCAGACCCUAAAGUGUAUAACUCUUUGAUGAACAUAGUCUUAUAGAAAGGUGAGGAUUUGCUUCAUUCGAGAUAACGAAGAAUGGCUAUCGAAGAAACACGUGAUAGACGUUUAAUAAUGUAUGGAUAAUUCAUCCGAGAGCGCUUCGGCGUGCGGUGUGUGUGUGCUGUGUAGCGCCGAUGUGUUCGAGAUUACACACCGAGGCAUGGCUUAGGCACAUUUGCGACGGAAAAUUACAAAUUCUACUUAUCUGCCAACUGGAUCAUAUAAGUUCAGCGUGUUAUUUAUUUUUUCCCCAGAGCUUUAUGGCUGGGUUUAAAUAGGGCCUCGUAUGAGCCGAACAAAAGAUUGCCUUGCUUGCAGAAAUGAGAAAGAAAGAAAAAAACAUCCCUGCCCGGUCCUAUGGGUCCGGAGAGGGAGUGGUGUGUCCGUGUGUGUGUGUGAGUGUGUGUGUGUGUGUGUGCGUGUGUGUGUGUAGGUUUUCAUAUCUUGAUGGGAACCAAAUGUCCCCACAAGGAUAGGAAUAUCAGACAGUUUUGUCCAUGUGGGGACGUUCUUCUAGUCCCCAUGAAGACGUUUUUGAAGA